Anarrhichthys ocellatus (wolf-eel) is the source of this 2525-nucleotide messenger RNA. It is a transcript of the gene xpnpep2, whose product is annotated as X-prolyl aminopeptidase (aminopeptidase P) 2, membrane-bound. The record is from RefSeq and is a predicted model, not a curated record. Gene Ontology annotation, molecular function: metalloaminopeptidase activity. Bases 196 to 2220 code for a protein of 674 amino acids. NCBI's taxonomy places the organism in Eukaryota, Metazoa, Chordata, Actinopteri, Perciformes, Anarhichadidae. The transcript has 21 exons.
CAGAGGAGGAGGAGAGAUAGGAAGAGAGAGAGAGAGAGAGAGAGACGACAGUCAUGCACUUACAAGCAGGCACCCACACACAAUUUCUCAUCAGACACCCACACACACUUUCUCACAUACGCUGCAUACACAUCGGAGCACCUGCUUUGUAGCCUCUGUCUUUGGAUCUGCUCGUGACGGGCUCGUAGUGCCAAGAUGCCUUCCUAUGGCUGGUUGUUGUUGGCUCUGUCUCUGGCAGCACUAACAGGAAACACUAUUGGUGCUGUUGCAUAUGCGCAAACUGAGAGGAACUGCUCCCUGUCACCCCCGUACCUCCCCAGCACAGCAGUAAAUACCACUCUACGGCUGCAGAACUUACGAGAGCUAAUGCUUCCCCUGAAUAUCUCUGCCUACAUUAUCCCUGGCACUGACGCUCACCUGAGUGAGUAUAUCGCACCACGUGAUGCCAGGAUGGCCUUCGUGACCGGCUUUACAGGCUCUGCAGGCACCGCCGUAGUUACUCAGACCAAGGCCGCUCUGUGGACAGACAGCCGCUACUGGGUUCAAGCCGAGAGGCAGAUGGAUUGCAACUGGGACCUUGAAAAAGAUGUGUCCAUCAGCAGUGUAGCAGAGUGGCUGAUGUCUGAGGUCCCACCAGGCGGCGAGAUCGGCUUUGAUUCCUUCCUCUUCUCCCUCAAAACGCAGGAGGACUACAGCCUCAAUCUGGACUCGAGCAAUCGUAGCCUCAAGUCCGUCCCUGUUAACCUGGUUGACGAAGUGUGGGAGGAAAGACCGCCUGUCCCUCCUGACAACCUCACCCGCCUGCCCGAUAGAGUCACACAAAGGUCCUGGCAGAUGAAAGUGGAGCACAUACGGAAUCAGAUAAGAGACAAUCCAUACGAACCGACAGCUCUUCUGCUGUCAGCUCUGGAUGAAACAGCCUGGCUGUUCAAUCUUCGCGGCAACGACAUCCCGUACAAUCCCUUCUUCUACUCCUACACACUGCUCACAAUGGACGAGAUCUGGCUCUUUCUCCACACGGGCAGAGUGACAGAGGAAUUGAGGGUGUACCUGAACGCCUCCUGUAACGGGUCACUUUGUGUGCAGCUGAAAAGCUACGACACUGUCCGACAUCACCUGAAGAAGUAUGUGGCACAGAGUGGGGUUAAAGUGUGGAUCGGCACAGAGUACACAAACUACGCACUUUAUGAGAUCAUUACACCAGAGGAGAAACUAAUGACAAGCUCCUACUCGCCUGUGUUGACGACGAAAGCGGUGAAAGAUGAGACUGAGCAGCGGAUCUUGAGGGAUGCUCAUGUGAGGGAUGCAGUUGCGGUUAUCCAACUGCUGAUGUGGCUGGAGAAGGCAGUGCCAGAGGGGAAAGAGACCGAGCUGACUGCUGCAGAAUACGUCAAUAAGUGUCGCGGCAAACAGAAAGACAGCAGAGGCCCAAGCUUUGAGACAAUCUCUGCAAGUGGACCCAAUGCUGCACUUGCGCAUUACAGCCCUACAGAAGGAACGAGCAGGAAGUUGACAGUUAAUGAGAUGUACCUGGUGGACUCUGGCGGCCAGUAUCUAGACGGCACCACUGACAUCACUCGGACAGUUCACUGGGGAGCCCCUACAGUGAUGCAAAAGGAGGCCUUCACUCGAGUGCUCAUGGGAAACAUUGAGAUAUCUCGAACCAUCUUUCCCUCAGGGACACGAGGUGUAAACAUGGAGAUGCUGGGUCGCCGGGCAUUGUGGGAGGUGGGCCUGAACUACGGCCACGGCACAGGUCACGGUGUUGGAAACUACUUUGGAGUUCAUGAGUGGCCAGUUGGAUUUCAGAGCAACAACAUUCCCUUCAGAACUGGCAUGUUCACGUCUAUUGAACCUGGAUAUUACAAGGAGAAUGACUUUGGGAUCCGGAUUGAAGACGUUGCUGUGAUCGUACCUGUACACACAAAGUAUGGUCAUAACUAUGUGACCUUUGACACUGUGUCGCUGGUUCCAUAUGACAGAAAACUGAUUGACAUCACUCUCCUCAGCUCAGAGCAGCUUCAGUGGCUGAAUAAAUACUAUAAGACAAUACGGAUGCUGGUGGGUCCUGAACUGGACAAACAGGGACUACAAGAGGAGAAGGACUGGAUGCUCAAACAUACAGAGUCCUUCAUGGAGUCUGGAUCUUCUGCAUCUGUCUGUUCCUCCUCGCUGACCCUCAUUGCUCUGGCUGUCGCUCUCCUCCACAACAUCAUCUGAGCAUCUGCAUCUCUUUUGCACAUUCACAGCAGACUUGCUCACUAAUGUUACUCCUAUGCAGUCUCUAUUGAGCAGCUAUACCAGGUUAAGAGAUGCACUGCAAUUUAGAGAUUUUCAAUUAAAUAUAUAUUUGUUUGAUAAUUUAAUUGGGUGGGUAAAUGACUGAUAUUAUGGUAUUAUAUAUAAAGUAAAAUUAACUUUUGUGUGAUUUUUGAUGUUUUUCCUUUUUUUGUUUGUAAUCUGGACAUUUGUAUAACCAGCUGAUAUAAUUUCUAUUUUAUUAAAGUAACAGUCUUUAAAACAAA